AUGGAGCAGAAACUGAGGGAGAUCGAACUCUUGCACCGGGACAUAUCACGUUCGUGCGGGCAGCUAGCGCUGCAGAUGGACGACGUCAGUAUGGCCUUCAAAAUUCUGAGUGGGAACCUGGCGCGGGACCCGUUCGACUUGGCCACAAUACUGCUGCUGUGCGACCUGUACUUGAAGAACGCGGAUUAUAGUAAUGUUGUGGAGCUGCUUGGGGAUCCGUUGCAGAAGGGCUGGCCCUCGGCGAUCUCCGGCGAUAGACGAGUGUGGACGCGGCUGUCUUUGGCGUAUUUUCACUUGCACAAUCUGAGCGAGGCGCUUGCGGCUAUAAGCAAAGCCAUCGAGCUGUCGUCCAGGGAGGACCCGUAUUUAUUUGUGUUAAGAUGCCGAAUUUUUCUGAAGAUGCCAAAAGCGCGUUACAGCCUGGAUUCGGUAAUGCCAUUUUUUGAAAAAACUCUCAUCCUGACGCAGGCUUCACAGAUCCCGUCGUUGCAUGUCGAGGCGCUGCUAUCACGGUCGAGACUCUUCAUGGAAUACGCGGAUUUUGGACGCGCUAGGAUGGAUAUAGAUGAUUCUAUGUCUAUUUUGCAUGAUCCUAACGCUUUGAAUUUUUUUGAAGUUGAGGAUUUCCUUUUGAAGGCGACCCUCACAUAUUGCUUGGCGGCAACCGUACAGGAGACGAGUGAAAAAUCUUCGGAGGUGGUAGAGUUGGGUUUAAGGAAUUUUGAACACACGGACAAGACAGCCCUGCCUUUACUGUUGAUGAAAACAAUACAUCGUUGCAUCCAGCAUAAGAAUUUAAAUGACAUUUUGAGCGAAUUGAUUCUCUCUUUGAAUUGUCUGCCGACGCAGUUUCAUCGAAUGAUAUCAUAUGCAAUCGCAAGAGUAUUUCUUGAGAUUGAUAACGUUUCUCACAGUCCAGAUGCAUACCAGUACCUGCAUAAAUCGCUAGAACUAGCAGAUGAUCAGGAUCCAUUGGCGUUGGUCUCCCUAGGUUUCUUGCACUUUAAUCAGAAAAGAUUCAAUGAUUCACUAUCGACUUUUUUUCAUGCAAUCAAGCUGCCCGAUUCGGUGAACUAUAAAUCAGAGGAUUAUAUAGCUUCUCUGAAAGCAUAUAGCUGGUACGGUAUUGCCAAAAAUUAUUUCUCGGCAGCCGAUAUAACAAAAGGUGAGAAAGCGCUCGACAUGUUUCGAAAAAUUAUUACAGCAUCACCCGUUUCAUCCUCAGUCCUAAAUUUGGACAUUUGCAAAAUAUCAGAAAAUUGUGAAGAAUAUUUUGAUCUUCCGCCAGAAUUUCUAAAGGAUGAAAUUAUAAAACAAGAAUGUAGCAAUUUCAUUUUUGAUGAAAGAAUGGAACAAAGUCCGAUUUCUUCGUUGCCGCAUGAAAAUGUUUCAAGAUGGAACUGUGAUUCAAGGUUUGAUCCUAUUUCGAAUAUCAGUGGUAGUUUGACCUCUAUUCUUAAUAACCCACUGUUUUGUGACAAGGAGAAAGCUACAAAGAAAAAAGCAAAGAGUUUGAAGAAGAAAAAAAAUGAUAUCUUCAGGAAAAUGCCACUGUCCAUUACAAAACCUGUCUCAAAGAAACCCAAAAGGGAUCAACAGAGAACUUUGAGAAAAACCACCCCAUCAAACGAAGUGGCAAAUCUCAAUGAUCAGAUUUUAAAUCCAUCGGAUAUAUCUCCUCACUAUGAUUCUGAUAAGAAUAGUGACUUUUCAAAUCCAUACCAAGUUCCCUUCAAAUCGGCUCAUACCUACAGCUCUUAUCGAACUCCAGCUAUGCAUAUGCAACAGCAAAUCACCUUUCCUGCUUCCACUACAUCUUCAAUGAUCUAUUAUUCACAGGAAGGUCCAUAUAUGUCCUUUAACAAUGUAACACAAAUUUCUAAUAAUUAUCCUAAUAAUAAUGCAAACAAUGGCCAAAGAGUUCUUGUGGACCCAACAUUCGGAAACUCCUUAUAUAUAGUAGAAGAUACUCGCCUGAGAGCUACUCAAAUGCCAAGUGUCGCAUCUAGUCCAACACCCUACAGAAUGACUCAAUCAUAUCGUGACGUUUAUCAUCAUGCCUGA
Zygotorulaspora mrakii is the source of this 2064-nucleotide messenger RNA. RefSeq lists its product as uncharacterized. NCBI's taxonomy places the organism in Eukaryota, Fungi, Ascomycota, Saccharomycetes, Saccharomycetales, Saccharomycetaceae. The record is from RefSeq and is a predicted model, not a curated record. Bases 1 to 2064 code for a protein of 687 amino acids. Gene Ontology annotation, molecular function: protein binding. The transcript has a single exon.